AUGGUCAGCAGAGCAGGACGCUCUAAAGGCUGUUCGAAUUGCCGGCAACGGCGCGUAAAAUGUGAUGAAAAUCGACCAAUCUGCAACCGCUGUAAAAAACGAAACUUGACGUGCGAUGGCCCGAAGGACUCCACCUGGAUUAGCCUUAACCAUGAUCGGCCUCCUCUCAGCCGUUCGCACAAUCCGAUUCCUGCAGAACUUUCCUUCAUUGCUUUCGAAGACGACAUAUGUGUAUCUUAUACACGUAAACACUUGAUGAGAGGCGGCUGUGUUGAAGUAGCAUGCGACCUGGUUCAGCGCGUCGGCCUGAGCAGCGAUGUAUUGGACCCCGGUCUUAGUUUGCUUCGCGACGCUAUCCUCAGUCUGUCUGCUGCGUUCUAUGGCAAUCAGCACCGUCAAGGAGCUAUUACUAACCGCGGUUACAAGACCUACGGCAAAGUUUUGGGGCAGCUUAAUACACACUUAGCGCAGCCUCUGUUGCAAACAACGAACGAGACGAUCAUGACCGCGAUUACAUGCAUGAUAGUCGAGAUCUUCGUCCCAACCGGCCCAAACAACUUCUUCAAGCAUGUGCAAGGUAUCGAAGCUAUUCUCGCCGCUCGAGGACCCCCUACUUCGCCUUUAGGAGCGGACCUAAGCAUGCUCGGCGGUGUCCGAAUCCUCUGCAUUGUUGGCGCAAUAGUACAGCGAAGACCCUCCAUUUGGGCACAAGAAGAAUGGAAGUCUGUUCCACCACUGUGUACCGAUGAAGGCUCCCUCAUUCGGCACGAGAUCUUGCUCAUCCUAGCAGAUUGUACUGUCCUGAGGAAAGGGCUCAAUCAUGCCUCCUUAUACGAACACACGGAAGAGGACUAUUCUCAAACGAUAGUGCGCGCACGUGAGUAUCUCGACCGGUUGAACGCCCUCUAUUUCCGCUGGGAGCAACACAACGCAAGCAUACUGGGCGAAAUGGCAUCCCCAAACUUUCAAGAUCCCACUAUCGCAAAUCAUGCAUCGGCAACGACAUACAUGCUCUAUAAUGGGGCUUACAUCUGCCUUUUACGCAUUGUGAGCGCUUACAGUCCGUCAACAGAGACCCUCUCGCUGCAAUCUCUACAAGUCGCAGCGGCCUUGCGUAUCGUAAAAUGUCUCGAAUUGAAAGCGUACGAGAAGCGUGAAGGUAGCGGCGAGUCGAAUACGAUUGGGUUUGUCGCUACAAAAGUUGCAUGGGAAACGCUUGGUGGUUUCAGUUCACCGGGAGGAAGAAGGCUGUCUCGUGCGGUCAAGGCCGCAGCUAACGGGGUGUUCGCCGUGGGGGCGUGGGAUGAACCAGAAGAGCUUCUGGAACCAAGAGCGUCACUCUACGCAGCAGGAAACAUCAGAACUGCAGCUCCAUUAGUACAUGAGCAGUCCGUGAUGGCGUCAUCACCAAACUACAAGGUAUUUGAGCUCAUCAACAUCGGCGAGAAAAACAUAGUAGUGGACACUGUACCUUUCGACCUUCCACGCGAACGCGACAGAUCUAUGGGAAUACCUAAGAACUCAUCACAGAUUUCCGUCGCCUGA
Molecule: messenger RNA, 1545 nt
Organism: Paraphaeosphaeria sporulosa
Lineage: Eukaryota; Fungi; Ascomycota; Dothideomycetes; Pleosporales; Didymosphaeriaceae
Exons: 2
Coding region: 1-1545 (514 amino acids)
Biological process (GO): regulation of DNA-templated transcription
Molecular function (GO): zinc ion binding; DNA-binding transcription factor activity, RNA polymerase II-specific
Source: RefSeq, a predicted model, not a curated record